Messenger RNA from Sebastes umbrosus (honeycomb rockfish), 4433 nucleotides. RefSeq names its product C-Jun-amino-terminal kinase-interacting protein 4. Bases 457 to 3426 code for a protein of 989 amino acids. Gene Ontology annotation, molecular function: kinesin binding; JUN kinase binding; signaling receptor complex adaptor activity. Gene Ontology annotation, cellular component: cytoplasm. The transcript is spliced from 28 exons. Lineage: Eukaryota; Metazoa; Chordata; Actinopteri; Perciformes; Sebastidae. Gene Ontology annotation, biological process: vesicle-mediated transport. The record is from RefSeq and is a predicted model, not a curated record.
GCCGCGCUCUGAUUGGCUGCAAUGUCGACAUGUCUGAGCACGUCACAAUCAAACAACACGGUGUGUAAUUGAUACCGUCCACGAAGAAAAAACACGGCUGGAAUUCUAGAAUUUUGAGGCAGAGAAGUGACAGUUACCAUGGAGUCCGUCGUCAAGGAUGGACUCUAAAACGCCCAGUGACAUCAGAAAAACUUCACAGUACAGAAACGACUAGUUUAAUGCAGUCUAAUAAGAUGAUGUUGCCCUUGUCAAGGACAAAGGGAACAUAAAGUAGGGAAGGAUGGGUGGUGCUGGUGUUAGCAGAAAUGUUAGAAAGCCAGAUAAACUAGUUGUAGUGGUUGGAGAGGAAGUAUAGCCAGGAGAGCAACACAAUUGGCUUACAGAGUUGCAAAAAUUCAGUGUUGAAUUGGGUAAGCCAUUUUGACAAUUAAUACAGCAGAUACAAAUAAUUGGCUGAUGGAGUACAGUGAGAGAGUGCUGUGUGGGACCGGGGAGGUGGAGCUGGACCCCAACAUCGUGAGUGAAGAGGCAGGAAAACUGUAUUCAGAGCUACAGACAGUUAUUGAGGCCCAUGGCGAAGGUGUGGUGGAGUCGCUGGUGCCCAUAUUUGUGUGGGUUCUGGAGGGGCUGGCCAGCUGCAAAGCCCAGCUGAGAGACAGGGAGGAGGAGGCGGAGAGGGAGAAAGCUGAGCGAGAAGAGCUGCUGCAGAGAUACCAAGCAGAGAAAGCGCUCAGGAAAGAAAGUCAAGAGAGGUAUCUGGAGCUGGAUGACCAAAUUGAACAAGAGAGGAGAGCCAUAAAGGGGAGGGAAAAGGAGAGAGAGCGGCGAGGGAGAGAGCUGGAGAAGAAAGCAAGAGGGCAAGCUGAUCAGUUGGUGGCCUUGGAAGAGCAGAAGGCAAAUCUGAGUAGAGAACUGAGCACACUGAGACACACUCACCACAAGCUGGCUCACACACAUCGGGAACUUUUGGAAAAGAGAAAGGAUUCUGAAAGAGAUUCUCCUUUAAGAAAUCAUGUGCGUCCCAAGAAUGCUGAAUUUCCGUCCAACCAAGUCUUGUCACAAUCCAGUGUGAAUGAAAAGAUGAUUCGAAGACCAUAUUCACAUUCUGGUCCCCCCUGUUUAGAAGAUUUAGUAGCCAAGGAAGAAAAGGCGAUUGACAUUGCAGCAAAGCCCGCCGCAGAUCAGUUUAUCAAUGACAUCAUAAGCUCCACUCCUGAGCUGAGGCAAUUUCAUGACAGUGGGAAUGAAAGCACCCCAGUUAGACCAAACAGCGAAGAGCCACCGAGUGAUGAGUCGAAGACCAACGUGGAGGACGAGAUGACGGAGGUGGUGGAGCACAAAGUAGAAGAGGUGCAGAGAGGAGAGGGGCAGGAAAAAGACGAGGAGGAGGAAGUGGAGGAAGAAGAGAGUCUGGAGUGGGAGCUGCGCAACACUGACUCUGUGUUCUCUGAGCUGUCGGAGCUGAGUCGGGAUUAUUUGGAGAGUGUAGACCGAGGGGCCAGUGUCAGAGGCAGUGCAGACCAGUUUGAGGAGAUUCUUUCUCAGUAUGAGGAACUGAAAGUCACCCAUGAAUUAGUAGAAGCUGCCCGUAAGGCUUUGAUAUCUCGAGUAGUAGAGCUCACUGAUGACCGUUCAGCUCUUAAACUGGAGGUGACCUCUCUUCAGGAAACAGUCUCACGACUGGAGGCGCGGAUGAAGGAGAAGGAAGAGGAAACUAAGAGACUUCGGAAAGAACUGGAAGCAUGCCAAUCUGAGGAUCCUGAUGCUUCUCUGCCCACAUCCAUGCGCCACUUCUCUCGUUCUGAAAUGGCUCGCGUGGUCAUGGAGAAGAACCAAUACAAGCAGCGUCUCUUUGAGCUGCAGGAGGCUGUAAGACGCAGUCAGACACUCAGAGCAACAAAGGAUGAGAGGUUAACAGAGGACAAAAGAUCAAGUGUUUGGAGAAAGUUCAACCGCUUGUUUGGCCUGACCAAGGUUCCCCUAAUCCCACCUUCUGCAUUUGCCCUGCAAACUUCUCCGUCACUCAGUCGCUCUCCUCUGGGGUCUCCACAACUACCGGUUGUCAAUCAUACUCAUGCUGAAUCUGCUUCUCCUGCUGCUCUCUCCCCUCGUGUCAGGAGGAGAGAACUCUACAGAGAAAUUCGCACCCACAUUUGGGCAUCGCUUGGAAAACGGCAGAUUCACGGCUGGAGCACACCGCUGGCGAACACACAGGAAUCCCAAGAACCUGUCCCCGAGCCUAAGGAUGUGCCUGUUCUAAUGCAGCUCAGACUGCUGGAUCAAAGAGACUCCACAGCUAAGCUGAACUGUGCGGUUGCAGUCACGCCUGACAUCUCAGGAGAGGCCACAUGUUCUGUGUGGGUAGUUUCUGGCCCUGCCUCCUGCAGCGAUAUUACAGUGAUUGAUCCAGCACGGUCCAACACAGUACUGGAUCAGUUCAGCCUCCCUCCCACAGCUCCUGCCCUCUGCAUCUGUGCUGUGCCUCCCCGAGGGGACACUGCAGGAACUGUGUGGAUUGGAACUCAGGAAGGAAGUAUACUGGUACACUCAGCCUCUGCUGGCAGAAGGCGCUGUCUGCAGUCUGUUUCUCUCACAGAAGGUGUUCAUUCACUCAUGUACUCCCAGGGUCAAGUCAUAGCUGGCUUAGCUGACGGGACUUUAGCAUUUUUUUCACACAGUUCAGGUGGCUGGAAUCUACAGUCACACUCGGUGAUGCCUCUUGGACCAACUCCUCUGCAGCCCAUUCGCUGCUGCCUUGCAAAAGGUGGCCGUUUGUGGGUGGGAUAUUGGAACAGAGUCCAUGUGGUUGACGUUGACAGCAAGAAGGUUGAGCAAUCAUUCUUAGUCUCUGAACGCAGUGAGCAGCAGGUUCGUUUCCUGUGUGCUGGUGGAAGCGGUGUUUGGACGUCCUGCCGACUUGACCCAAUCCUCAGACUAUUUGACUGGUCCACAGGACGGCCGCUACAGGAAGUCGAUUUUACUGCUUUAGUCACUAAAACAUUAGGCCAAGCCUUCCUGUCACUCUCACCUCUCCAGAUCUCGUCUCUCUCUGUCAUCUCUGGCUGUCUGUGGGUGGGCACAGGAGGUGGUGCCAUUUUCUCCAUCCCAUUAUCCAUAACAUCAGAGGCUGUUUCCAUCCCAUAUUGCUCCAUUUCAUCAGCCCAGCUGUGUUACCAUGGACACAGACAAGCUGUCAGGUUCAUCAUUGCUGCACCUGGUUGUUUGAUCGUCUCUCCUGGCAGCAGCACCGUCACUACCUCUCAGGUUAUCCUCAGUGGAGGAGAGGGAUACAUCAACCUCCGAAUUGGAGACGAUGCAAAUGAGGGAUCAGUUGAGUUAUCCCAAGCUACGCCUCAGCGGUCCGAACGCAGUCACAUGAUCAUCUGGCAGAAUCCCACCCCCUCCGUGCCCAGCCCGGCCCUCUGACAUUUAACAUCAUCUCCUAGUUCUGCCCUUUUGGAAUGAGAUAAAGAAGGAGCGGACAUACACUGUACACCAGCAAAGCUAGAGACAACAUGGGAAAUGGUGCUUUCAUGGAACUGAAUCAACCAGCCUCUCAGUGUAGCAGCAAUAAAAGUAUCCUCUAAAUAUAUACUGUGUAUGAUAUGUGCUGUUACAUCCUUGUUUACCUCAUUCAUUUUGAACAUCUAUCUUUUGACUGGAUAUUUCUGAUGGAUGUUGAUGCCUUUCUUUGUGCCUUCAUCUGAUUUUAUAUAAUUUCUGUAAAACUGGUCAGCCGAAUGAUUGUUACUAUCUAAUUUUUACCUUUGCACUAACAAUACAUACCGUUUCCCUGAAAUACAGCUCUUCAUUCCACCCGGGGGCCACCAGGUCUUUCUCUCCUACAUCUCUGGAUCAUAAAGUUUAACUUAAUAAUGUGGCUGCUCUUGAAGCUGCUGUGUACAUACUUUGUUGUAAACUGUGAACUGGAAACAUGUAUUGAUCUUUUCUCAGCAUACAGACAAUCAAACACUUAUUAUCUCCUGAUGCUACAUUGAGAUUGGGGAUAACUUCUUUUGAUUGUGAUGGGGUUUUCUUUUCUUUUCAAAUUCUACCCUUUCACAUUGCAUGUGGUGUAAUUACAAACUGCACAUUUUAAAUGUGUCUGUAUAAAAAUGUGAUAUCCCAUCAUCUAUAUGAACUAUUUCAGUUGUCCUUAGAAAUUAUUUAUUUUCUCAAUCAGUUAUUUUCCCAAAGUCUUUGGAUGUCUUAAUUUGUUUUGUCUGAUUUCAGUAUCUUUUGUAAAAUAAGGGAGAUAAAUUCUUUCAAGUGUCCUAUGCAGUAUUUAUGUGCAAUUACACGUUUGUGCACUCAUGUUGAUGUCAUAGCAUCUCCUUAUCCUUCUUGGAAAGAAAAUUAAGACUUAAGUAUUCGUUCUGACUCGACCUUGUGCAAACAUGAUUAUUGUCAUUAAAAAUGUCUUCAAUGGUGAA